Molecule: messenger RNA, 1143 nt
Organism: Humulus lupulus (European hop)
Lineage: Eukaryota; Viridiplantae; Streptophyta; Magnoliopsida; Rosales; Cannabaceae
Exons: 1
Coding region: 1-1143 (380 amino acids)
Source: RefSeq, a predicted model, not a curated record
AUGUUCAAGGAUUGGUGUUUCUCAUCUAAUAAUGCUUGGCAUCCAGGUGGUCGGAUUAUGAUCAGUUGGAACCGAAGAAAGUUUACUAUAAAUAUUUUAUGGUGUACAAGUCAGAUGAUGCAUUUGGAAGUAUGGGCUAUGGGAGAUAAUGAGAGUUUUUUAGUCACAUUUGUAUAUGCCUUGAAUGAUGAGGGUGGUCGAGCAAGUUUAUGGAAUGACAUGGUUAAGAUAGCUUCAGGAUUAAGGGAUGCAUGGCCAGUCCUUGGUGAUUUUAAUGAUAUUUUAAGUCCUGAAGAGAGAGUUGGGAAACGAACAAAGAGUUGUAAGUCUUCAGCUUUCAGAGACUGUGUUGAGGGAUGUAAAUUAGAGGAUGUCAAGUUCUCCGGAUGCUUCUUCACAUGGAACAAUAAACAAGGAAAGGAAGAUAGAAUUUACUCUAAAAUAGAUAGAGUAAUGGUGAAUCAAAGAUGGCUCAAUAGAUUUCCAAGUGCUGAAGCUGUGUUUUUAACUGAAGGAAGCUUUGAUCAUUGCCAAGCAAUGCUAUCUGUGUAUCCCGAGGCACAAAUGGGGAGGAAGCCGUUUCACUAUUUUCGGAUGUGGCAAAAUAUGGAUGGAUUUCAGCAAUGUUUAUUGAAUAGCUGGAAGAUACCAAUCUUGGGUUCACCAAUGUAUCAAUUAGUGAGUAAAUUGAAACGACUUAAAUGUGAGUUGAAAGAGAUGAACAAAAAAGGCGUAGGGGAUAUUAAAGCCACAGAUAGACAAGCGAAUGAAGAGAUGAUGCAUUGGCAGCAUAUGCUGCAAUCCCAACCUUUGAAUGAAGAGUUUAUCGCAAAAGAGCAGGAGUCUAGAUGCAAAUAUCAAGAAGUUCAUAAAGCUUACCUUUCCUUUCUGCAUCAAAAAGCUAAAGUACAGUGGCUUAAAGAGGGGGAUGACAAUACAGCGGUGCUCCAUGCUAGUAUUAGAGCAAGGAAAACUAGUAAUCGAAUUUACUCUAUUCGGAAUAUAGCAGGGGAAUGGAUGGAUGAUCCUAGAAAAGUCACUGAGGAAUUUUUACAAUUUUAUAAGGAGCUUUUGGGAACUCAGAUGGCAGAUAGGUGGUCAGUAAUUACUCAUUUAGUGAGGCAGGGGCCUGUAAUUUCAUAG